This is a messenger RNA of Pan troglodytes (chimpanzee), 5632 nucleotides long. It is a transcript of the gene AGAP2, whose product is annotated as ArfGAP with GTPase domain, ankyrin repeat and PH domain 2. Gene Ontology annotation, biological process: negative regulation of neuron apoptotic process; activation of GTPase activity. NCBI's taxonomy places the organism in Eukaryota, Metazoa, Chordata, Mammalia, Primates, Hominidae. Gene Ontology annotation, molecular function: GTPase activator activity; protein binding; GTP binding. Gene Ontology annotation, cellular component: nucleus. The record is from RefSeq and is a predicted model, not a curated record. The transcript has 19 exons. The coding region runs from base 704 to 4282 and encodes 1192 amino acids.
CCCGGACACAGCGCGCAUCCGGACCAAGCCGAGCCCAGGCGAGGCCCCCGGACUCUUCGCCCGGAUCUCACGCCCCUCCCCUCCCAGACCCCAGACCCGUGGGUUCCCACCCACCUCCCGUUCCCUCUUUCCUCCCCCGCCGCCUCCUGUAUCUCCAUCCCCAGCAUCCUCCCCGCGCCCCUGCGAAUCCCCCGCACGGCCAGCCCCACUAGCUUCCCACCCUCCUCUAGACCCUCUUUCCGACCGCAUCCGCGGCUCCUGUCCCUUGAGUCCCAAUUCCCCGCCCCUGCCUCCCCCGCACAGGUUCGUUUCCCCUAGCCUCCGCUCCCCUUUUCUGCUCCCUUUUCCUCUCUCUCCCCCAUUUGCCCCCACUACUGUCCUCCCCUCCCUCCCCCACCCAUCUCAGCGCCCCCACCCAGGCCGGGGUGGACGGUCCGGCGCGCCUCCCUGGAGCAGCACCAAGGUCCCGGGGCUCCAAGAGGGUGGGGGCGCAGGGCGGGGAGCAUGGGGAGGGGGCGCCCCAUGUGAUGGGAGGGGGGCGCAAGCGGAGGCGGCGGAGGCGGCGGCGACAGCGGAGCCGGGCCGGGGGCUCAGCGGGGUCCGGGGGCUGGGGGCAGCGAGCAGGGCGGCCCCAUGGCCGGGCCCCCCUGAGGCAGUCCGGGGGAGUCCCCUCCCCUCCCCAGCUCGGGGGUCUCCGGGCCCCAUGAGCCGGGGCGCGGGCGCGCUUCAGCGCCGGACAACGACCUACCUCAUCUCGCUGACCCUGGUUAAGCUCGAGUCGGUGCCUCCGCCGCCGCCUUCUCCGUCUGCGGCCGCGGCCGGCGCCGCCGGUGCCAGAGGCUCCGAGACUGGGGAUCCUGGCAGCCCCCGAGGCGCGGAGGAGCCGGGCAAGAAGCGGCACGAACGUCUCUUCCACCGGCAGGAUGCGCUGUGGAUCAGCACGAGCAGCGCGGGCACCGGGGGCGCGGAGCCCCCAGCCCUGUCCCCGGCUCCGGCCAGUCCGGCCCGCCCAGUCUCCCCCGCUCCCGGCCGCCGCCUCUCCCUCUGGGCCGUCCCUCCGGGACCCCCGCUCUCCGGGGGACUGAGCCCCGACCCCAAGCCUGGGGGCGCCCCCACCUCCUCCCGGCGCCCCCUACUCAGCAGCCCGAGCUGGGGCGGCCCGGAGCCCGAAGGCCGGGCGGGCGGCGGCAUCCCUGGCUCAUCCUCUCCGCACCCUGGCACUGGCAGCCGGAGGCUCAAGGUGGCGCCUCCUCCGCCGGCUCCCAAGCCUUGCAAGACCGUGACCACGAGUGGAGCCAAAGCCGGCGGGGGCAAGGGCGCGGGUAGCCGCCUGUCAUGGCCCGAAAGCGAGGGCAAGCCCAGGGUCAAGGGGUCAAAGAGCAGCGCUGGGACUGGAGCUUCGGUCUCUGCCGCCGCCACCGCUGCCGCCGCCGGGGGAGGGGGCGCUACAGCUUCGACCUCUGGUGGGGUCGGGGCUGGGGCUGGAGCCCGAGGGAAGUUGUCCCCUCGGAAAGGCAAGAGUAAGACCUUGGACAACAGUGACUUGCAUCCGGGACCGCCUGCCGGCUCUCCUCCUCCGCUAACCCUCCCACCAACUCCGAGUCCAGCCACUGCUGUCACCGCUGCUUCCGCGCAGCCCCCCGGGCCUGCACCUCCAAUCACUCUGGAGCCUCCAGCUCCGGGGCUGAAACGGGGCCGGGAGGGGGGCCGAGCAUCCACUCGUGACCGCAAGAUGCUCAAGUUUAUCAGCGGCAUCUUCACCAAGAGCACAGGAGGGCCUCCUGGCUCCGGGCCCCUUCCCGGACCCCCCAGCCUGUCUUCUGGCAGCGGGUCCAGGGAGCUGCUGGGCGCCGAGCUCCGCGCUUCCCCUAAGGCUGUGAUCAAUAGCCAGGAAUGGACUUUGAGCCGCUCCAUUCCUGAACUGCGCCUGGGUGUGCUGGGCGAUGCCAGGAGUGGGAAGUCAUCGCUCAUCCACCGAUUCCUGACUGGCUCAUACCAGGUGCUGGAGAAGACAGAGAGUGAGCAGUACAAGAAAGAAAUGUUGGUGGAUGGACAGACACAUCUGGUGCUAAUCCGAGAGGAAGCUGGGGCACCUGAUGCCAAGUUCUCAGGCUGGGCAGAUGCUGUGAUCUUCGUCUUCAGCCUGGAGGAUGAGAACAGUUUCCAGGCUGUGAGCCGUCUCCAUGGGCAGCUGAGUUCCCUUCGCGGGGAGGGACGAGGAGGCCUGGCCUUGGCACUGGUGGGGACACAAGACAGGAUCAGUGCUUCCUCCCCUCGGGUGGUGGGAGAUGCUCGUGCCAGAGCUCUGUGCGCGGACAUGAAACGCUGCAGCUACUAUGAGACUUGUGCAACCUAUGGGCUCAAUGUGGAUCGGGUCUUCCAGGAGGUGGCCCAGAAGGUGGUGACCUUGCGCAAGCAGCAACAGCUUCUGGCUGCCUGCAAGUCCCUGCCCAGCUCCCCAAGCCACUCAGCUGCAUCCACUCCGGUAGCUGGCCAGGCUAGUAACGGGGGCCACACUAGCGACUACUCUUCUUCCCUCCCGUCCUCACCGAAUGUUGGUCACCGGGAGCUCCGAGCCGAGGCAGCUGCAGUGGCUGGAUUGAGCACCCCAGGGUCCCUGCACCGGGCAGCCAAGCGCAGGACCAGCCUUUUUGCGAAUCGUCGGGGUAGUGACUCCGAGAAACGAAGCUUGGAUAGUCGGGGAGAGACAACAGGGAGUGGGCGAGCUAUCCCCAUCAAACAGAGCUUCCUACUGAAACGAAGUGGCAAUUCCUUGAACAAAGAAUGGAAGAAGAAAUAUGUAACCCUGUCCAGUAAUGGCUUUCUACUCUACCACCCCAGUAUUAACGAUUACAUCCACAGUACCCACGGCAAGGAGAUGGACUUGCUGCGAACAACAGUCAAAGUCCCGGGCAAGCGGCCCCCGAGGGCCAUCUCUGCCUUUGGCCCCUCAGCCAGCAUUAACGGGCUCGUCAAGGACAUGAGCACUGUCCAGAUGGGUGAAGGCCUGGAAGCCACUACUCCCAUGCCAAGCCCUAGCCCCAGCCCCAGUUCCCUGCAGCCACCACCAGAUCAGACAUCCAAACAGCUGCUGAAGCCAGACCGGAAUUUGGCCCGAGCCCUCAGCACGGACUGUACCCCAUCUGGAGACCUGAGCCCCCUGAGUCGGGAACCCCCUCCUUCUCCCAUGGUGAAGAAGCAGAGGAGGAAAAAAUUGACAACACCAUCCAAGACUGAAGGCUCGGCUGGGCAGGCUGAAGCCAAGCGCAAAAUGUGGAAACUAAAAUCCUUUGGUAGUUUAAGAAAUAUUUAUAAAGCAGAGGAAAACUUUGAGUUCCUGAUCGUGUCCAGCACGGGUCAGACGUGGCACUUUGAGGCAGCCAGUUUUGAGGAGCGGGAUGCCUGGGUCCAGGCCAUCGAGAGUCAGAUCCUAGCCAGUCUGCAAUGCUGUGAGAGCAGCAAGGUCAAGCUGCGCACAGACAGCCAAAGCGAGGCCGUGGCCAUCCAGGCGAUCCGGAACGCCAAGGGGAAUUCAAUCUGCGUGGACUGCGGGGCCCCCAACCCCACGUGGGCCAGCUUGAACCUGGGCGCCCUCAUCUGCAUCGAGUGUUCUGGCAUCCACCGCAACCUGGGCACACACCUGUCCCGCGUUCGCUCGCUGGACUUGGACGACUGGCCACGGGAGCUGACCCUGGUGCUGACGGCUAUUGGCAACGACACGGCCAACCGCGUGUGGGAAAGCGACACGCGAGGCCGUGCCAAGCCCACGCGGGACUCUUCGCGGGAGGAGCGCGAGUCGUGGAUUCGGGCCAAGUACGAGCAGCUGCUGUUCCUGGCGCCGCUGAGCACCACGGAGGAGCCGCUGGGCCGCCAGCUGUGGGCCGCCGUGCAGGCCCAGGACGUGGCUACCGUUCUCCUGCUUUUGGCCCAUGCGCGACACGGGCCGCUCGACACCAGCGUAGAGGACCCACAGCUGCGCUCCCCACUCCACCUGGCGGCCGAGCUCGCCCACGUCGUCAUCACGCAACUGCUGCUGUGGUACGGCGCGGACGUGGCGGCCCGUGACGCCCAGGGCCGCACGGCGCUGUUCUACGCCCGCCAGGCUGGAAGCCAGCUGUGCGCCGACAUCCUUCUCCAGCACGGCUGCCCGGGUGAGGGCGGCAGCGCGGCCACCACGCCCAGCGCGGCCACCACGCCCAGCAUCACCGCCACGCCCAGCCCCCGCCGCCGGAGCAGCGCCGCUAGCGUGGGCCGCGCCGACGCCCCGGUUGCGCUGGUAUAGUUGCCCAGCGGGAGAGACACCCCCAUCCCCACGCGGGCCGGGCACGACCACACCGGGCGGACCGCUGGACAGACGCACCCACUCACCUCUCCGAUCCGCACCCCGCCCCACGGGAGCACUUCCUACCCCCACGAGGGCACAGCCCCCACGCCUUCCAGAAGACACAAACUCACCUCCCUCUCCCCAACGAGGCAUGGAGACCCCAGCUCAACACGCCCCCUCUCCAUUGUUUCCACACUCGGAUUGCUCUGGGUCUACCCGCUCGGGGUUCGCGGAAGGGGACGUCCCCAGCGGUACGGGCUCCUAGGCGCUUGGACAUGCCCGCUUGUGCCCCCUAGGGGCGGAAAGAAGACCCGGUCCUGCCCGAGCUCAACAAUCCCAGGGCGGGAGCCCAUACCCAGGCUGGCUCCUGGGGCGACGCCACGCCAGAGGGAGGGUUUAGUACGUGGGAGGGCUAGCCCCGGGACUUGGGGCCAAUACGGAAACCCUACCCCUUCCAUGCUCAUCUCACUGCCCAGUGAAGGGGGCAAGGGCAGCGAGGGGCAGGACCCCUGCUGCUCGUGGGGGUGGGGGGUUCCCAACCCUUUCCGUGAAAGGGACCGUGAGUAGUGGAAACCAGGACGUCCCCUACACCUACCCAUGGGUGGAAGCUAAAGAGUCCGGGGGGAACCAAGAGCCUGGGUCCCUCCCACUACUAUCUUGGGAGGGAGAAGGGAUGGAGCAGGAGCGGGCUAAGAGGGCUGCGGGGGCCUUGUAAUUUAUUGCUUUGUUCCCCAACAUGGGGAUGGGGGCGGGCAGGGGCGUGGGGAGGGCGUUUUGGGGUAGGGGAAGCCCAGGGUGGGCAGGGGGUGGGGUGGGGUGGGGGUGCUCUCGGGUUGUGUCUGUGACCGUGACUGCGUACCUGUGACUGUGCAGCGCCCGUGGUGAUCUGGGGUAGGGGGCACCCCUACAGUGGGACCCCUCCCCCAUUAUUCUUUCUGUCCAGCCCCUCCCUCCCACUGGAGCAGCUCCAGAGCCAUUCCUCACCCCUGUGACCUCUCCCAGCCAGGGCUGAGAGGAUUCGAGGUGGCUGGGAGGGUUUCCAGGCCCCCUGCCCCUUCCCCACAAGGUGGGUGAUAGGGCGGACUUACCUGGCCCAGCCCUGCCUCCCUCAGCCAACCCAGCCCUUGGGCUGUCUGUGUCAGUGGUUUCCGGUCUUUUUUUUUUUUUCUGGCUAAAAUAGUUUGCAAAGGACCAGGUAAUUGGGGAGGGGAGAGAGGUGGGGGCAAGGGGGAAAUGCCCCCCCAUCUCCUUGGAGGCAGUGGUGUGAAUCUUCUUCAACAGCAAUUAAAGAGGAAGUGAUUUUGUCUA